AAGUGGAAUGUCGGCAUAUUCCUGCAACGUUGGCAGUGUUAUAGCGUUGUAUUAGAUACAGCAAUUAGCUACAUUGUUUGUCGUCAUGGAUGCGAAAGAAGUGAAGAUGCUACUAAAACAAGCUAGAGAGGCAAUACGUGACAAAGAUUUCAAAAGUGCGUUGAAAUACUGUAAAACGGUGUUAAAAUUAGAUAAAAAUAACUACCAUGCGUGGGUUUUUAUUGGGGCUGCUGCUGAAGAAAUGGGAGAGUUGGAACAAACGCUCGCAGCUUUCAAUAAAGCUAUAGACAUUUCUCCAGAUCAAGUACUUGCUUGGCAAGGACUUUGCAAUUUUUAUGAAAAACAUUAUAAUGAUGAUAAUAGAAAAGCACUUGAGAAUGUUUAUAAAAAGUUAAAAGAAUUAAUGAAUAAUGAUAAAGCCAAGAAUAUGGAAAUUUUACAGAAAUUAUAUAACUUGUAUAAAAUUCAAGAAGAUUUUUUGUCUGCUUUGAAUGUUUUGUUAGAGCAGGUUCAACUUUGUGACGAAAACCCAAAACUUGAAAUGACAACUUGGAUUUCAAUUACUGAUAUGUUACAGGAAGAUGUAGGUGGUAUAGAUGUGGAUGAUUUAAUGAAAAAAGCAUAUGAACAUAUUUCAAAGUUGCUUAAUUGUGUGUCAGAUGACUCUGACUUUAAUCUUGAUGAUAUAUGUAGGAAAUACCUGAUAUUUCUUAAAUCAAAGAAGGAUUCAACAAAUGCUGCAAUGGAAGCUAAACGUUUAUCAAAAGAGUUUCCUCAGCUUUCUGCUCCAGUUGAAUAUUUUUGUGAAUUUCUUUUGGAGAAAUACGUAACUGAUAAAGUCAUAAGUGAUGAUAUUGUACCUUCAUUACAAGAGUUGCAGGAUAAAAAUCCUGAAUCUGGAAGUACCAGUUUGCUCUAUGGACUUUACUUGUAUUUAUUUGAAAAAAACUGCAUUGAGGCUCUUGAUGCAGUAAAAAAAGGAUUGUAUUAUUUUCCUAAUAACAUCAUAGCAUGGAUUUUGUUUACUGAAAUCCAGCUAGCUAUUCAUGAUUACUAUGGCAGUGAAAAAAGCUCUCUUCAGGCUCUUCAGCUUUAUAACAGCUCUAAAGUAGCUAUUUCAUCAACUCUAGUUGGAAAGAUGUACUUGCACCUUGGUAUUGCCCUUUUUGGGCAGCAGUUGUAUGAAAAAGGAUUACAGGCUUUCAGCAAAGCUGAAUCAAAAAUUGGAAGGACUGAAGAUUUACUUUACUGGUUGUGUAUAACUGCUCUUGAAAAGAAUGAUUUGUCUCAAGCCAAACAUCUUAGAGAUGAACUCCAAAAGUUAGCAGGAGAGAGUUUAAAAACAAAUCAAACUUGCAUUCUCAUAAGUCUUAAUGAAGAAAAGCCAAAAGAGGCUUUAGAACAACUUUUAAAAGUAGUUAAAAUGGAGGAAAAUGACUCGUAUACUUUUCACCUUCUUGGGCUUAGUUUAUGGAAAACAAAAAACAUGGAUCAAGCAAAAAUCAGCUUUCUUAAAGCUGCUAAACUAGAUCCAUUUUUCUACAAAAAUUUCCUAUACCUUGGACAUUACUAUAAAAGUAUUGGAGAUUUUGAAAAGGCUUUGCAAUGCUAUAACAAAUCAUUUGACCUUAAUAAAAGGAAUGAUAUUGUUGGAGCUGCUUUUAGUGAUAUCCUCUUUGAAUGUGGAGAAACAGAUCUGAAUUUAAAGUUGUUGAAGAAAAUUACUUCAACAGCUCCAGUUGGAAGUGCCAAGUGGGCUUGGCUACGUCUUGGCUUACACCAGCUGAGAGUAGGAGAAACAAUGGCUUCAGUGUUAUCCCUGCAGAAUGCCUUGAAGGCUGACUCUUCAGAUAUUCAUUGCUGGGAAUGCUUAGGAGAUGCAUACCUACAGAGAGGAAGUUUCAAUGCUGCUUUGAAAGCUUUUACUAAAGCAUCUGAGCUUCAGCCUAACCAGUUGUACCCACAGUAUCAAAAAGCAAAUAUUAAGCAGUUGCUUGGCUCAUACAAAGAAGCAAUUGAAGAAUAUCAGUGUAUUUUGAAACUGGAACCUGGUUACGUACCAGUCCUUAAAGGCCUGACAGAAGCUCAUCUUCAGCAAGCCAGACUUCAUUUUUCAAAGUCCUUGUUUGGGUUAGCUCUUGAUUCUUGCAAUGAAGCACUCCAAACAAUUAGUACUGCAGUACUCUCUAGACCAAAUUUUUCUUGUUUAUGGAAAUUAGCUGGAGAUGCCUGCAUGUUGCCUGCCUGUCUUGGGCCUCAGAAAUUUUCACUUUGGGUUCCAGAGGUUUUGUUUUCUCAAGGGUUCAGUAGUCAAGAAUUGAAAAAAAUCUGCAAGAGUGAAGCUAUGACUUUAGCAGCAACAUUGUACAGUAGAGGUUUAUCGUUAUUACCUGAAGUACCUGGGCUGUGGCAUGACCUUGGUUUUUGUUAUUACUUUCAGGCUGAAGAAAGUUCUGACAGUCAGUUUGCUACAGAAUUAGCAAAAAAGUCAGUAAUGUGUUUGAAAAAAGCUGUCAGUAUGCAAUCAACUUCACCCCAUACUUGGAACAGUCUUGGAGUUGUUUCCCUGAGCCCACAUGUAAGGAAUUAUAACUUAGCUCAACAUUGUUUUAUAAAAUCUAUCAGUUGUGAGCCUAAUAAUUUUGUAGCUUGGACUAACUUAGGAGUUCUUUACCUUCAGAAUGACAAUAUUCAACUAGCACAUGAAGCCUUUAAGGUAGCACAGUCAUUAGAACCUUCUUAUUCAGUUUGUUGGAUAGGCCAAGCAUUAAUUGCUGAAAAGGUUAACCAUCCAGACACGCUAGAUUUAUUUCGCCAUACAACUCUUUUAGGUGAACAUCCAGAGGGAUUGUUAGGGUAUGCACAUUGGGUUUGUACAAGUUUACAGGACUUAGGAAACCGUAACACAAAUUUCUAUAAAUACAACAUAGUCCAAAUGAGAGCUAUUUCAACAGCUGUCGAUGCAUUAACAAAGUUCACUAGAAAAAUUCAUGAUUCUUCUUCAGCUUUUUGUAUGCUAGGACUGGUACUAGAGAGAGAGAGACUUUACAAAGGAGCCUGUUGGGCUUUUAAGAUGUCCCUUCUUCUUCUUGAGGAGGAAAAUUGUGAUGAAAUUAUUGACAAGGUGAGAACUAAUUAUGGCCGUCUCCUAGCUCUGAUAGGGCAGAAUGAUGAAGCUCUUGAGCAGUUCUCACAAGUAAAGAAUAUGGAUCUGGCAGCAUAUUGUGACUUGGCUCUCACCUAUCAGAAGCUUGGCAAAUUAAAAGAUGCCUGUCAAGCUUACAGACAAGCAUUGACUCUUGCUACAGUCCAGGGAGAUCAAUCACACAUACUAGUUGCUUUGGCAAUGGUUGCUGUAAAAAUUCAGGGCUUAGAAUCAGCAAAAACUCCUUUAUUCCAGAGUUCCCAAAAGAAACCAGCUUCUGUUCAAGGUCUCCAAGCACUUUGUGCACUGGGUCUUUUGCUAAAUGACUUCAGCUUAUCUACUGCUGCCAUGAAAGAACUGUGUCCUCAUCAACAAGAUCCUUAUUAUGGGGCAGACAUUGCCUUUCUUGCUGCUUGUGUCUUGAUAGUUCAAGGGAAGAUGAAAAUGGCUUUACAUCAUUUGAGUAAGUUUGCCCAUGGACACCCUAACAGUGCAUCUAUUUGGUCUCAUUUAGCUGGCCACUUGUUAUCCUUCCAUCCUUACAAAGCUACUACAGCAGCACGCUGUGCAAUGUCUGCUGUUUUGACCGGUAAAAAUGUCACAGGUCUUCCAUUACUAGUCAUACAGUGUCACAUGGUAGCAGGAAACAAGAACAGAAGUCUACAAACAGCUCAAAAAGCAGUACAUCUCUUCCCAGAUAAAGUUGAACACUGGUGUUCAUUGCUUGGAAUCUUAUCCUCCUCUACCAGUCAGGAAAAUUUUGUUAAUGCACUAUUUGUUUUUGUCAGAAAGAUAUUGAAUGGUAGCUCACCAGCACUUGAGUCAUGGCUCUUACAAUGUGUGAAAUAUCAUCGGCUCAUUCAAAAGAGAAAGGAUGUGACUAGAACCGAGUCACUAUCUACAGAUUCAUUGACAUCAACACUGGUUUUAGAUGCUGUUGCCGAUGCGCUGACCAAACCCAGAUUUGAUCAGUCUUGUGUACCUACAAUUGCUGUGGCUCUGCAGAAAGAUCCAAAAUGUUUGUUUGGCUGGUUUUCUAUAGCUUUACUUCAGGCCAACAGUGAAAAGUACAAAGAUUCCAUAAACACCCUGCAACGUGUCUUGAAGUCAGAAAACACUGUAAAAUCACUGUCCAGAAAAGUCGUAUCACUGCUGCAUUUAGCUGUCAUAGCAUUGAAUAUCCAGAAGACGAGGAAUGAAGAUGAGUGGAAGUCACUUGUUCAAGAAACCAUUACUGAAGUUUUGAAAAUUGAUUCUCACAAUCAAGGAGCAUUGUUUCUUCAAGCACUAGUUCUUGCUGGUAAAUCAGAAAAUUCACGUUUGAUUGAGAGAUGUCUGAAGAAAGUUCUAAAUUGUGCAGACCCAGCUGAACCAAAGUGGAUGGAAUGGGCUGCACGAAGGUUUAUGGUUGCUAUUUAUAAAAGAAAAAACAACAGUGAUGGCAUAGAAAGACUGCUGGAGGGAGCUAUUGCUUGUGGUGAUACAGAGUUUGUGAAUGCUCAUAAAGUCCUUGAGGAAACCCUAAAUAAUAAAGUUGUGGAUUAACCAACUUAAAAAUACAUGAAUAGCUGUGCUUUUGUUGGUUUCAUUUGUCCAUUUUUACAUUACUGAAUUUAAAAGCAAGAUACUUGUUAAAGAAAUGGAAAAUUCAUACAUACAAAAUUAUAUGAUGUUAGAUUACUAACACAAAAUAUAUUUGUUCUGUAUUUUGGAAAACCAAUACAAAGUGGUAAUAAUUGAACAGAAAUGAAAGAUUUGAAUAUUUUAGAUAAUUUUAUGAAAUGUUAAGCCUAUAGUAGCAUAUUGUUGAAGUAAUUGAUGACAUCAGAGAAUUGGAAGAGUAGGUUUGUUGUUGUUGCUAUGAUUGCAGAAGGAUCCAAAAUGUUUGCUUGGCUCUUUUUUUACAGCUUUACUUUAGUUCAGCUCUGAAAACUAGAAAUAUGUCAUAAGUAAAACAGAAUAUGUCUUGAAGUUAUGGAACACAGAAAAUUAUACUGCUAUUUCCUUUAGCUUAAGAAAUAGAAAAAUAUCUUUCUUACAAUUAAUAAAUUCUACACAGUAAUAGUGAUCUACAUAACAGUAAGAUAUUUAAAACCAUGUGUUGUGAAAAAUAAAUUUCAUCCCCACCUUGUUUUUCAAGUAAUGAAGCACAGUACAGUUUAAUUAAACUGUCUUCAAGUAUUCUAAAACUCGUGUGUAGAAACAGUUGAUACAAAUGUAUUAUACUCUUGUUUGUACUUGCUGACUAUGCAUAUAUUUGCAAGGAAUAAAUUUAUAAAGUUAGUGAACAUUUUAUUUAAUAAAUCUGUACUGAAAAUAAAAUUUAUUGUAAUUA
This is a messenger RNA of Limulus polyphemus (Atlantic horseshoe crab), 5480 nucleotides long. RefSeq names its product tetratricopeptide repeat protein 37-like. Bases 86 to 4690 code for a protein of 1534 amino acids. Gene Ontology annotation, molecular function: protein binding. The transcript is spliced from 2 exons. Gene Ontology annotation, cellular component: Ski complex. Lineage: Eukaryota; Metazoa; Arthropoda; Merostomata; Xiphosura; Limulidae. The record is from RefSeq and is a predicted model, not a curated record.